UUUGACUGUUGGCGAAGAAUUCGCUAAUUCGAAAGAAAUGAAUGGAAAUUUCAAGUUGUAUUGCCUGAAGAUCGAGCUUCAGUUUAUGUGUUAUCAAGCCUGAAGGAGAUUGAUAUCUGUUGAAGAAAUCUGAAGAAAAAGGACUCUUAAUUUUGUUUUGGUUUCUGUUUUUGUUUAUUUCAUCGUCUCGGAUCAAAGGCUGGGAGUGUUGGAAAGAGUGAAUGAACUGAGGGAAAGUCGAGGAAAUUUUGUUUUUCGAGCUUCUCGUGGAGGCAGUACUAUUGCUUAGUACUCGAACCUUCUCGGGAGGUUUGAGAUAUGGUGUUUCUUCCUUGGUUCGCUCUGCAAAUUCAUCAGAGCUAGCACUCGGAUUUCCAAGCAACUUUUCCCUAUUGCCUUCUGUCUGGUUGAGCUUGUUCAAGCUUGGCUGAGUUAACGAUAAAGUUAUCAAAACAUGAUGAGAUGGAACAGUCAAGCAAUGACCAGCUCCAAUGCACUUCCAUGCAAUAUGGAUUUGGGGAACUACAACCUGCAUCUAAAUCAUCCAUAGAGGACCCUAUGAGUAUUGUUAACAUGCAAAGUGAUGGAAGAUCCAUGGAUCUUAGGAUGUCAGAGGUUAAGCCUGUCCUUAAUUACUCCAUACAGACAGGCGAGGAGUUUGCUUUUGAGUUUAUGCGUGACCGAGCAAAUUCCCGAAAACCACUCAUUUCGGACUCAGUUAGUGACCCUAAUUGCACUUCAGGUUAUAUGGAUUUAAAAGGAAUUUUAGGCCUUAGUCGUACUGGGUCUGAAUGUGGAUCAGAUAAUUCAAUGAUUACUUCAAUGGAAAAAGGUACAAAAGAUUUUGAGCGAAAAAACUCUUCAUUACAUGGAGACAAAAAUAACCAUGGAACAGUUCAUCACAAAUCACGCGAGCCGUCAGGAUAUGAUAGUGGUCGGGGAAUUGGUCAUGGCUAUGCUUCUUCUGGAACUUCUGAUGGCUCGUUAGCAAAGAUGAAAGUCCUCUGCAGUUUUGGUGGGAAAAUUUUACCUCGUCCAAGUGAUAGUAAGUUGAGAUAUGUUGGGGGUGAAACACGCAUCAUUCGGAUAAAAAAGGACAUUACUUGGCAGGAGCUUAUGCAGAAAACAUCAUCAAUCUAUAAUGAAACAUAUGCAAUUAAAUAUCAGCUUCCUGGUGAGGACCUUGAUGCGUUGGUUUCAGUUUCUUGUGAUGAGGAUCUCCAGAAUAUGAUGGAGGAGUGUAAUGAGUUCAAAGAUGACAAAGGAUCCAAAAAACUUAGAAUUUUUCUGUUUUCAAUGAGUGAUUUGGAUAAAGGGAGUUUUUCUAUGGGUAAUGUGGAUAAUGACUCUGAGAUCCAGUAUGUUGUCGCAGUCAAUGGCAUGGACAGUGUUACUAGAAAAAGCUCAAACCUGCAUGGCUUAGCAAGUUUUUCUGCCAAUAACCUGGAUGAGGUAGAUGGACAAAGCAUUGAAAGGGGUACAGUUCUUAAGGAAUUGGCUGGUAUCAAUGCAUCGGCCUUAACUGGUAAUAUUGCCCCGUCAUCCUUGCAGUCUUCACAACCUGUUCGGGCAAAUGCCUAUAAUGCUUAUGAAACCUUCGUACAGACUUAUCAUGAACCUCAAGGACAAUAUCCAGAGAUACCAUCAACAAAGUUGAAAGGCAAGUUAAAUGAUUCGUUUGAGAAAGAGAUUCAUCCUAAAAGUGGCUGCUCCUCAAUUCCUUCUCAUUUGUUUGAUGAAAAAUCAACUCCAGUUUCCAUGGCGCAAGGUGAGUUUCCCUUCUUAACUCCCAAGAAUGAGUCAGACCUCCAGGGUUCGGAAGGACUUUCUUCAAUGUCUGUUUCUGGAAAUCCUAUAGUUUCUAGAUCAAGUGAUAUGGAUAACAUGAUUCAUAAAUUGCCAUCGAAUGCAUAUACUCAUGAUUAUAUGGACAGUGAAUCAAAGGUCGUUGAUUUGAGUCUCCUUGAGCCUCCAGCUGUUGUGCAAAGAGUCUAUCGCUCUGAGAGAAUUCCUAGGGGGCAGGAGGAGUUAAUGAAUCGCUUAUCUAAAUCUGAGGAUGCGCAUGGUUCCCAGUUUCUAAUCUCUCAUUCACAGUCUGAUCAGGACCAGAUACCAGAAUCCACUGUCCAACUGCAAGAUAGCAGCAAUUGCGAAGCUGAAAAUUCCCUUCCCAUGGAAAAACCAUCACAUACUGCUACUAAAGUCAGGGAUGAUGAGUGUUACCAAAUUCAAGAUGGCCAAGUAUCUUCUGUAAAGAAUCAUGAGGAUUCUGCAUUGGGUCUCUUGCAGCUUGACAUGGGUGAGGUUGUUGGAAUGGGGUGUAAAGACAAUAAAAUUCUUGAGCAAUCUCAGAUUGGUUCUAAGGAAGAAAGUUUAAUUAACAAUGUUACUGAAAAAGCAUCCACGGGUAAUGUUUCCAAACCGGUGCAAGGAGACAUUGUUAUAGAUAUUGUCAAUCGAUUUUCUCGUGAUUUCUUAUCCGAUAUAUUCUCCAAAGCAAUACCUUCUAAGGAUUCAUUUGAUAUUAGCAACCAACUGCACGAAGAUGGAACUGGUUUGGGUAUUAAUGUAGAAAAUCAUGAACGUAAGGGCUGGUCACAUUUCCAUAAUUUGGCACAAGAAACGUUUGUUCAAAAUGAUGUUUCUCUUAUUGACCAAGAUCACAUUGGGUUUUCAUCUGCUCCCAAGACUGUUGGAGACAAUCUUACUCCUUCAACAACUAUAAUUCAUGAAGAUUCUCAACUCAAUUUCGGUGAUGACCAGAAAGUGUUGUAUAGGAUAAGUGGACACGACACCACCAAUUUUCUUUCACGUUAUGAUCAUUCCCGACUGAAUGGCGUCGAUAGUUCGCAAUUUGACGCUAUGAUGGAAAACCUAAAGACGUUAGAGUAUGGGCAUGAGGAUGCUAAGGUAGAAUCUAAGGGCAGUGGCUUACCUCCUCAUGAUCCUUCUUUGGGAAAUUUUGAUCCUAAUACAUUACAGAUCAUAAAGAACAAUGAUCUUGAAGAGUUGAAGGAAUUGGGUUCUGGAACUUUCGGCACUGUCUAUCAUGGAAAGUGGAGAGGAACUGAUGUUGCAAUUAAGAGAAUAAAGAAAACUUGCUUUAUGGGUCGAUCGUCAGAGCUAGAGAGAUUGACUGUAGAGUUCUGGAGGGAAGCCGAUAUUCUUUCAAAACUUCACCAUCCCAACGUGGUUGCAUUUUAUGGUGUUGUGCAAGAUGGUCCUGGUGGAACAUUAGCUACUGUGACAGAAUACAUGGUUGAUGGUUCCCUUCGACAUGUUUUGCUUUCCAAGGAUAAGCAUCUUGAUCGACGUAAGAGGCUAAUAAUUGCAAUGGAUGCAGCAUUCGGAAUGGAAUAUUUACACUCAAAAAGUAUUGUCCAUUUUGAUUUGAAAUGUGAUAAUUUGCUUGUGAACUUGAAGGAUCCUCAAAGACCAAUUUGCAAGGUAGCUGAUUUUGGCCUGUCAAAGAUCAAGCGAAAUACCUUGGUGUCUGGUGGUGUAAGAGGAACCCUACCAUGGAUGGCACCUGAGCUACUAAAUGGUAGCAGCAAUAAAGUCUCUGAGAAGGUUGAUGUGUUCUCUUUCGGUAUUGUACUAUGGGAGAUUCUCACAGGAGAGGAACCAUAUGCCAACAUGCAUUAUGGGGCUAUCAUAGGGGGUAUUGUGAAUAACACAUUGAGACCAACCAUUCCAAGUUACUGUGAUUCUGAAUGGAGAAAGUUGAUGGAACAUUGCUGGGCGCCAAAUCCUUCAGAUAGGCCAUCCUUCACAGAAGUUGCAGGCCGUCUGCGUGUUAUGUCAACAGCUGCUGCUAGCCAAACAAAAGCACAAGGUCCCAAAAUACCAAGGUCGUAAUCAUCUUUCAAAUGGAUUGUUGAGUUACUCAUAUGCUUUCUUAUAUAUUUGUUCAUUCUAUUCUACAGUCUUGAAAAUUGUGUGUAUUUUUGUCAAUAGAAGGUAGAUAAGUGUUUUGGUGUGAAAUAUACCGUUGAACCUUAAAUAUAAUUCUUUAUUAUAGUUUAUGCAAAAAAACUGAUAAAAGCUA
This is a messenger RNA of Cucurbita pepo subsp. pepo (vegetable marrow), 4048 nucleotides long. Its product is annotated as RAF-like serine/threonine-protein kinase 20. Gene Ontology annotation, molecular function: protein kinase activity; ATP binding; protein binding. Gene Ontology annotation, cellular component: cytoplasm. Lineage: Eukaryota; Viridiplantae; Streptophyta; Magnoliopsida; Cucurbitales; Cucurbitaceae. The record is from RefSeq and is a predicted model, not a curated record. Gene Ontology annotation, biological process: protein phosphorylation; signal transduction.